AUGAUUAAGUUUGUCUGCGCGGUGGUGAUAUGUUUGCUGGUAGGGACUGGCCCGGCCGUUGGGCAGUUUCCCCGCUCUUGCUGCACAGUGGAGGGCAUUCAGACCAAGCGGUGCUGUCCGGUCUUGGGGGCAGAUCCGGGGAAUGUGUGCGGAGCUCUGGCCGGGCGUGGAGCCUGCGUGCCCGUGAGGGUGGACAACAAGCCAUGGGGAGGACCGUACCAUCUCAGGAACGUGGACGACAGAGAGAGGUGGCCCACGAAGUUCUUCAACCAGACCUGCAGGUGCAAUGGCAACUUUGCUGGUUUCAACUGUGGUGACUGUAAGUUCGGGUGGACGGGGCCAAACUGUGACCAGCGGAGGGCCCCUGUGGUCAGGAGAGACAUCCACACGCUGAGCCCGGCUGAGCUGCUGGACUUCCUGGACGUCCUGGACCUGGCCAAGACGGCGGUGCACCCGGACUACAUGAUCGCCACGCAGCACUGGCUCGGUGUGCUGGGGCCCAACGGCACAAACCCACAGUUCAGCAACAUCUCCAUCUACGACUUCUUUGUGUGGCAGCAUUACUACUCUGUGCGCGACACUCUGCUCGGUCCUGGGCGUCCGUUCAAAGCCAUCGACUUCUCGCACAAAGGGCCGGCCUUCAUCACAUGGCACAGAUACCACCUGCUGAGCCUGGAGCGAGAUCUGCAGAGGCUGAGUGGGAAUGAGAACUUUGCGAUCCCGUACUGGAAUUUUGCCACUGGUCAGAGCGACUGUGACGUGUGCAGAGACGACAUGCUGGGGGCCCGGGAUGCCGCCAACCCCUCCCUCAUCAGCAGGCAGUCCCGCUUCUCCAGAUGGGGCGUGGUCUGUAACAGUUUGGACGACUACAACCGGCUGGUGACUCUGUGUAACGGCACGAACGAGGGCUCCAUCCAGAGGGGCGUGAUGGAGGGCAGUAACAUGUCGCUGCCCACCAUGAGCGACGUACGCAGCUGCCUGGGCAUCAGAGAGUUCGACAGCCCGCCUUACUUCACCAACUCUUCCUUCAGCUUCAGAAACGCUCUUGAAGGCUAUGAAAGGCCAGACGGGGAACUGGAUGAAACAGUAAACAACCUUCACAAUCUCGUUCAUUCCAUGCUCAAUGGCACGAGCGCUUUGUCCCACUCCGCCGCCAACGAUCCUAUUUUUGUGGUGCUGCAUGCUUUUACCGAUGCCAUUUUUGACGAGUGGAUGAGAAGGUUCGUCCCGUCCAACGCCACGUUCCCGGACGAGAUGGCCCCUAUAGGACACAACAGGGAUUACAACAUGGUGCCCUUCUUCCCUCCUAUCACUAAUGAGGAGAUCUACAUUACCUCGGAGCAGCUGGGGUACUCCUACUCCAUCGCUCUGGAGGCCGACAGCAGCUCUCCGGUGGUGGUCCUGGGCUCCACUCUGGGGGGGGUCUUCGUGGGGCUCCUGCUGCUGCUGCUGCUCCUGGUGCUCUACACGCGUCAGCGCAGAAACUCUGGAUUUGAGCCGCUGAUAAAAGCAGACUUCACCAACAGGAAGUACACGGAGGAGGCCUAG
Messenger RNA from Knipowitschia caucasica, 1548 nucleotides. Lineage: Eukaryota; Metazoa; Chordata; Actinopteri; Gobiiformes; Gobiidae. The record is from the annotation of a GenBank genome assembly.